Molecule: messenger RNA, 1869 nt
Organism: Pipistrellus nathusii (Nathusius's pipistrelle)
Lineage: Eukaryota; Metazoa; Chordata; Mammalia; Chiroptera; Vespertilionidae
Source: the annotation of a GenBank genome assembly
AUGCUCCCCGCCAACGCCGCCGCCGGGAAGGGGCCGGAGGGCAGGUACCCGCUGCACUACCUGGUGUGGCACAACCGCCACCGCGAGCUGGAGGGGGAGCUCCGCGCCGGCCAGGUGGACAUCGAGCAACUGGACCCCCGUGGGCGGACUCCGCUGCACCUGGCCACCACGCUGGGGCACCUCGAGUGUGCCCGUGUGCUGCUGACACACGGGGCAGAUGUGGGCAGGGAGAACCGCAGCGGCUGGACAGUGCUCCAGGAGGCUGUGAGCACGCGGGACCUGGAGCUGGUGCAGCUGGUGCUGCGGUACCGGGACUACCAGCGGGUGGUGAAGCGGCUGGCGGGCAUCCCCGUGCUCCUGGAGAAGCUCCGCAAGGCCCAGGACUUCUAUGUGGAGAUGAAGUGGGAGUUCACGAGCUGGGUGCCCCUGGUGUCCAAGAUCUGCCCCAGCGACACCUACCGAGUGUGGAAGAGCGGGCAGAACCUGCGGGUGGACACCACCCUGCUGGGCUUCGACCACAUGACGUGGCAGCGAGGGAACCGCAGCUUCGUCUUCAGGGGCCAAGACACCAGCGCCGUGGUCAUGGAGAUCGACCACGACCGCCGGGUGGUGUACACGGAGACGCUGGCGCUGGCCGGGCAGGACCGCGAGCUGCUGCUGGCUGCCGUCCAGCCCACGGAGGAGCAGGUGCUGAGCCGGCUGGCGGCGCCCGUGGUCACCACGCAGCUCGACACCAAGAACAUCUCCUUUGAGAGGAACAAGACGGGCAUCCUGGGCUGGCGCAGCGAGAAGACGGAGAUGGUGAACGGGUACGAGGCCAAGGUGUACGGGGCAUCCAAUGUGGAACUCAUCACCCGGACACGGACAGAGCAUCUUUCAGAACAGCACAAGGGCAAGGUCAAAGGUUGCAAGACACCACUGCAGUCCUUCCUGGGAAUUGCCGAGCAGCACGGGGGCCCCCAAAACGGGACCCUCAUCACCCAGACUCUGAGCCGAGCCAACCCCACUGCCAUCACCGCGGAAGAGUACUUCAACCCCAACUUCGAGCUUGGCAACCGUGACAUGGGCCGCCCCAUGGAACUGACCACCAAGACACAGAAGUUCAAGGCCAAGCUGUGGCUUUGUGAGGAGCACCCCCUGUCCCUGUGUGAGCAGGUAGCUCCCAUCAUCGACCUCAUGGCUGUGAGCAACGCGCUUUUCGCCAAGCUCCGGGAUUUCAUUACCCUGCGCCUGCCUCCCGGCUUCCCGGUCAAGAUCGAAAUCCCCAUCUUCCACAUCCUCAACGCCCGCAUCACCUUCGGGAACCUCAACGGCUGCGACGAGCCCGUGCCUUCCGUGCGGGGCAGCCCCGGCAGCGAGACCCCUUCCCCCGGCAGCGACUCCUCCAGCGUCAGCAGCUCCAGUUCCACAACCUCCUGCCGUGGAUGCGAGAUCUCUCCCGCCCUGUUCGAGGCCCCGCGAGGCUACAGCGUGCUGGGGGGCCAGCGGGAGGCAGUGAGCCAUGAGGACGACGACGACCUCCUGCAGUUCGCCAUCCAGCAGAGCCUGCUUGAGGCAGGCAGUGAGUACGACCAGGUCACCAUCUGGGAGGCGCUGACCAACAGCAAGCCGGGCACUCACCCCGUGUCCGGCGAGGGCCGCCGACAGGACAGGAGCGACCCGCCCACCCCGCAGCACCAGCCCGCCACCCCCACGGCGGCGCCCGGCCCCCGGCCCGGCCCCGGCUGCCGCGUGUUCCCGAGCUACGACGAGCAGCUGCGGCUGGCCAUGGAGCUGUCGGCGCGGGAGCAGGAGGAGCGGCGGCGCCGGGCGCGCCAGGAGGAGGAGGAGCUGGAGCGGAUCCUGAGGCUCUCGCUGACCGAGCAGUAG